Messenger RNA from Insectozyma verbasci, 1086 nucleotides. The record is from the annotation of a GenBank genome assembly. Lineage: Eukaryota; Fungi; Ascomycota; Pichiomycetes; Serinales; Debaryomycetaceae.
AUGUCUGUUUUAAAAGUUAAUCAAUUAAUUUUGAAAAAUGCCCCUGAAAAAUCAAUUAAUUCAAAUUUAAAUGAAUCAAAUUCAACUUAUGAAUUAAAAGAAGUUUUGCUACCAGAUUUAAAAGAUGGUGAAGUAUUAAUUAAAACAUUAUAUUUAUCAAAUGAUCCAACACAAAGAUCAUGGAUGAGAAAACCAGGUAAUAAAACAAAAUCAUAUUCAAUUCCAGUUUAUGAAGGAACUGCCAUGGCAUCAUUAGGUUUAGGUGAAAUUGUUGAAUCAAAAUCUUCAAAUUACAAUAAAGGAGAUAUAAUCAAUGGUAGAAUAUAUUGGGGAGAUUAUUCAAUUAUCCCAGAUAAAGCUAUUUUCAAUAAAGUUGAUAAUUCUCAAAAUUUACCAUUAGAAUAUUAUUUAUCAGUUUUAGGUAUGACUUCAUUAACUGCAUUAUUUGGUUUAAUUGAAGUUGGUAAAUUAAGAAAAAAUCUUGGAGCAGAAUCAGGAAAAGGACCAAUUGUUGCUGUUUCUGCAGCUUCAGGUGCUGUUGGUUCAGUUGUUGUACAACUUGCUAAAAAUUUAUUAGGAGCAAGAAAAGUAAUUGGUGUUACUGGUUCGGAUGAGAAAGUUAAAUGGGUUAAAGAAUUAGGUGCUGAUUUAGCUGUUAAUUAUAAAAAUUCAGAUUGGAAAAAGCAAAUCGUUGAAGAUUUAGGUGAUGAAGAAAUUGAUGUUUAUUUUGAUAAUGUUGGCGGUGAAAUUUUAUCAUUCUUUUUAACACAAGUCAAACAAAAAGGUUCAGUAGUUGCUUGUGGUGCAAUUAGUGGUUAUAAUGAUAAUUCAAAAUUUGCAGUUACUACAUGGCCAUAUAUUAUAACUCAACGUAUACAUGUUGAAGGAUUUAUUGUUAGUGAUUUCAUUGACCAAUUUCCUGAAGCAGUUGGUAUUUUAACUAAAGCUAUUAAAGAAGGCGAAUUGAGAACAACAGAUGCUUAUCAUGUUGAAGAUAUAAAAGGUGAUUUGGCCAAAAUUCCAAAAGUUUGGGAAUUGUUAUUCUCAGAUGCUAAACCAAAUGGUAAAUUAAUUACCAGAGUCUAG